UCCGAAUCUACCACGUCCCCCACACAUCCUCAAGCAGCAUGCCCGCUACCCUCUUCAAAGACAUCGGCAAGAAGGCCAACAACACCAUCUCGGAUGACUACGACUUCUCCCGCAAGUUGAAGAUCAAGACUAAGUCCACCAACGGCGUCACCUUCACCACCGAAGGCGCGUUGGGUGCCAACAAGUCUAUCCUCGCCAAGCUCGGCGCGAGCUUCUCCCACUCGAGCGGGUUGAACGUCACCAAGCUCCAAGUCACGACCCAAGGCCGCUUGAUCGGGGAAGCCGAAAUCAACAACGCGUUGGUCGACAACCUGAAGCUCGGCUUCAAGCUCGAAGAUGGCGGCAAGAACGCCAAGCAAGUCGCGAUCGUGGACCUCAAGUACACCCAAGACGCGUUCACCACGCACACUGAAAUCGACGUCGUCGGCAACAACGUGACCCAAAACGGUGUGUUCCACUACGACAACUUCGUUGUGGGUGGUACCACGUCGUUCUCGUUGGAAAAGCAAGCCGUGGCCGACUACGGCGGAGCCGUCGCCUACAAGGCCGCGGACUUCGAAGCGUCCAUCGUGGCCAAGAAGUUCUGCAAGAACCUCGUCACUUCGUUCGUCCACACCCCUAGCAAGGACGUGACGUACUCUGCCGUGUACGACUUCGACUCGAAGACCGGCGGCAACUCGUUGACGGUCGGCGGUCGCUACGCCGCGGACAAGGACACCACGUACCUUGCCAAGGUCGACUCGGAAGGCAUUUUGUCGUUGGCGUCGAUCCAAAAGUUGCGCCCGUUCGUGUCGUUGACCACUUCGGCCCAAGUGGACGUGAAGAACUUUGAAGGCGAUGCCCACAAGUUCGGAUUCGGCAUCACCCUCGGUUAAACACCCCCAAGCCCCCUCCUCGUCUGGUCGUUCGUCAUGGGGCGUUGGACGGAUGCGCAUCGUUGCUGGCAUGUGUGUGUGUGUUGCCCGCUUGUAGAUCGCGGCCAUCAUGCAUACACAUCGUCCAGUAGUGACCCCUCUCUCCUGCUUCCCACGGGUGGACGUAGAUAGAACAACUCUGUAGCUCCAAAUUAAAAAAAAUCACACACUCAUUAGUCAUGAA
Aphanomyces astaci is the source of this 1098-nucleotide messenger RNA. RefSeq lists its product as hypothetical. Bases 39 to 875 code for a protein of 278 amino acids. Gene Ontology annotation, molecular function: voltage-gated monoatomic anion channel activity. NCBI's taxonomy places the organism in Eukaryota, Oomycota, Saprolegniomycetes, Saprolegniales, Verrucalvaceae. The record is from RefSeq and is a predicted model, not a curated record. Gene Ontology annotation, cellular component: mitochondrial outer membrane. The transcript has a single exon. Gene Ontology annotation, biological process: monoatomic anion transmembrane transport.